Anguilla rostrata (American eel) is the source of this 3279-nucleotide messenger RNA. RefSeq names its product RAB5A, member RAS oncogene family, a (gene rab5aa). The coding region runs from base 245 to 895 and encodes 216 amino acids. Gene Ontology annotation, molecular function: GTPase activity; GTP binding. Lineage: Eukaryota; Metazoa; Chordata; Actinopteri; Anguilliformes; Anguillidae. Gene Ontology annotation, cellular component: Golgi apparatus; endosome. The record is from RefSeq and is a predicted model, not a curated record. The transcript has 7 exons.
GUUUCUGCGUGUUUUGGUUCUAAAGGGGGAAGUUGCGAGAAAAAGAAAGGAGGAGACCUGAUCGGCUCUGAUGAAAUAAUUUGUGCAACAAGAAAACUUUAGCAGCCCCGUUGUUGUCAAGACCCCCGCGUCAGAAAUCCCUGUCCGCAUUGUCGAACAGCUGUCAGUGGUGAUAGCAGCCCUUUCGAGCAGGACGCCGGUUGUGGUUCUGGUUCCUGGAACAGGACUCUGGGGCGAUUCGGUCAUGGCCAGUCGAGGUGGAGCCACGCGACCCAACGGGUCCAACGCCGCCAACAAAAUCUGCCAGUUCAAGCUGGUCCUGCUGGGGGAGUCGGCCGUGGGCAAGUCCAGCCUGGUGCUCCGCUUCGUUAAGGGACAGUUCCACGAGUUCCAGGAGAGCACAAUAGGGGCCGCUUUCCUGACCCAGACUGUGUGUCUGGACGACACAACGGUGAAGUUUGAGAUCUGGGACACGGCUGGACAGGAGCGCUACCACAGCCUGGCGCCCAUGUACUACAGAGGAGCCCAGGCGGCCAUUGUGGUCUAUGACAUCACAAACGAAGAGUCUUUUGCGCGAGCGAAAAACUGGGUGAAAGAGCUGCAGAGACAAGCAAGCCCCAACAUCGUCAUCGCCCUGUCCGGGAACAAGGCCGACCUGGCCAACAAGCGCGCCGUCGACUUCCAGGAUGCACAGUCGUACGCUGAUGACAACAGCUUGCUGUUCAUGGAAACAUCGGCAAAGACCUCAAUGAACGUCAAUGAAAUAUUCAUGGCAAUCGCGAAACGGCUGCCCAAGAACGAGCCGGCGGCUGCCAGUGCGACCAGCGGGCGGAACCGGGGGGUGGAUUUAACGGAAACGGCCCAGCCCGCCAAGGCCCCCUGCUGCAGCAACUAACCAGCCCCGCCCCUUCUUAUAGCCCUGCCCCUUCUUAUAGCCGCCCCUUUCAUCUUCCCAGCCCCGCCCCUUCUUAUAGCCCCGCCCCUUCUUAUAGCCCCGCCCCUUCUUAUAGCCCUGCCCCUUCUUAUAGCCCUGCCCCUUCUUAUAGCCCUGCCCCUUCUUCCCCACGCCCCUUUCAUCUUCCCAGCCCUGCCCCUUCUUCCCCACGCCCCUUUCAUCUUCCCAGCCCCGCCCCUUCUUAUAGCCCUGCCCCUUCUUCCCCACGCCCCUUUCAUCUUCCCAGCCCCGCCCCUUCUUAUAGCCCUGCCCCUUCUUUCCCACGCCCCUUUCAUCUUCCCAGCCCCUCCCCUUCUUACAGCCCCGCCCCUUUCAUCUUCCCAGCCCUGCCCCUUCUUUCCCACGCCCCUUUCAUCUUCCCAGCCCCGCCUCUUCUUUCCCACGCCCCUUUCAUCUUCCCAGCCCCUCCCCUUCUUACAGCCCCGCCCCUUUCAUCUUCCCAGCCCUGACCUUUCUUCCCCACACCCCUUUCAUCUUCCAAGCCUCGCCCCUUUGGCAUAGCCCCACCCCUUCAUAUACUCAGCCCCGCCUUUUCCUCCUCCUACCUCCCACCCCUUCCUCCUCCUAGAUACACCCCACACCAGACCUCCUAACUCAAUAACAUCCGGACCUUGUGGGGGUGCCCUUCUUCACAAACUCCCCUUCCCCCCCCCCCCCCCCCCCCCCCCCCCCCCCAGGAAUAGCUAGAGACUGUACAGCUGUGUUUCUAAUACAAAAUGUCUUUUGGGAUUUAUUUUUUUUCCCUGUUUCUUUGUUUUAAUUUUUUUUUUUUUUUUUUUUUAAUUUGACUUCUUUUUUUAAAUGUUCUUCAGAGUUACAGAUGCACGUGUCACUACAAGGUCUAAAGAAAAGUAAAGUUUUAACUUUGUUCCGCAGCAGAAAAAGAAAAGUACGAGAAGGAGAAAGAGAAGGGGGGGGGGAAUUAAAGUGUGUCUCCUCACCCCCCUGCCCCCCGAGACAACAUGGUGUACAGGUGACAUGGAAGAUGUGAAGAAAGUGUAAAUGGUGAUUGCAUCUUGUCCACCGAGCGUUCGGGGGUUUGGUUAGGGAGGGAGAGAGGGAGGAAGGUGAAAGUGUUGGACUCUGAUCUUGUCGUUUUUUUUUUUUUGUUUUUUUUUUAAACUGUUCAUCAUCUUUACGUACUCGGACAUCUGAACGCAACGUGAAGUAGCGGCAUAGUAACCGUGGCGAUGUGACUGCGGCCUCUCCAUUGCGCUCACAACUGCUACAAACCAAUCAGAAGACUGCUCUCUAUUUAAAAAAAGCCCUGUGAUUGGUCAAGGACUGGGUGGGGGUGGGGGUGGGGGUGGGGGGAGGGGGGGGGGGGAUUUGGGGGUGGCAGCACACGCUCGCUCCACCUGCUUUAGUUUUUUGUCAGGUGCCUCCUCUCGGCCUCUUAACACCUACCGCCCCCCCCCCCCCCCGGUCCUGUGUGGAAAUGGGAGUGGGGGGGGGGUGAGCAGUACACGAGCGUUCAUUUCGGAUUUAUCUGUCAUUGUGGCCUGCCAGGGCUCCCCGGUACCCCCAAAUUUUCUGGGUCUCCUUUUAAAGAAGAAGCAGUAAUGUAUAGCCACCCCUCUCCCCCCCCUCCCCCACGCCCCUCUUCCACAUGCACACAAGUACACACACACGCACUUACACGCACACCUGUUGAUGUCUGUUAAGAGUCAGUAACUCGGACGGGUUUGAUGCCUUGCACUAACGGCACUUAUGAAUAUUCCUUGUCAUAAUUGCAGCCGAAGUGGUAAAUAUAUAUAUAAAUAAUAUACUGUAAAUAGGGUGUUGCAAUGUAGUCUACUUUUCAAUUUAGGAUUCACAGGACUAAUGCUUGCUUAGGGAGUGGUCUAGGAAAAAAAAAACAAUCUGGAAGCAGCUCUGCUAUGGGCUUUGGACCUUUUUUUGUCCCAUGAAAUGGUUCAGUUAUAAUCAGUGGUGGUCUAUAAAUGUAGUGUUAUUAACCAAUGAACUUGCGUUUCUUUAGUGGUCUGUCUUGUACUUUUUCUCAACGACAACGGCGACGACGACAAAAAACUUAAAAAAACAAAAAACAAUGUCCUGGUUUAUAUUUUUGAUUUCUUCUGCUGUGUGUGAUGAGAGACAAUGAUGCCCAGUCAAUUUUCCACCUUGUAGACCUGAACUGUAUUGUUAUAUUGGAUUAUUAGUAAUUCUGCUAUAACGAGACUUAAGUAGCUGAACUGAUUAACCGGCCGGCGCGCGCCCUUUUACACUGCUAUUGUAAUGAUGUAACAAUGUUAACGGCGAAGGACUGAUCAGUUCUAAUGUUCAGGUACCGAUUUAUGAAUAAAUAAUUUAAUAAACAGGGA